Molecule: messenger RNA, 1173 nt
Organism: Mercurialis annua (annual mercury)
Lineage: Eukaryota; Viridiplantae; Streptophyta; Magnoliopsida; Malpighiales; Euphorbiaceae
Product: probable protein ABIL5
Exons: 7
Coding region: 16-984 (322 amino acids)
Source: RefSeq, a predicted model, not a curated record
UCUAUCAAUCUGAUAAUGAAAUGUGAGCCGAUGAAGGACCCUGUCAGCCAGUUGCAUCACUUUUUUCAGAAAAAACAAGAAAAAAGCAAUAGAACAAUAGAUCACGGGAAUGCAAUGUUAUUUUGUCAUCAUUUGAACUUUCAAGAAUCAACCAAUAAUGGGAAUUAUCACGGAUUCACGAGCCUCCAGUUAGCCAUACUAUAUGUUUUUUGUGUCUCUGCAGCAGCAAAAACAACUUCAAAACAUCAAGAUUUCACAUUAUCUUUCUCAAAGAAAAUGCAGAAACCAAGAAAAUCUUCCUUCGGAAUCCCGCAAAAUGAGUCCGAAAACACUUCCCGUUUCGACAAGUCUCUUCAAGAGCUGAGAGACUUGCGUUCGCAGCUGCACUACGCAGCGGACUACUGCGAAUCGACAUUUUUAAACAGCAAAAAGAAGAAAAUGGAUGUGGAUAGCACCAAAGAGUACAUAUGCAGAGCUGUGGUUGCUGUUGUUGAUCAUCUCGGAUGCGUUUCGGCUAAUCUAAAUCAUGCUAUUUCUGAAGCUGAUGAAAUUUCUGAUGCUGAAUUUAGAAUUGAUACCUUGAAGCAAAGGCUUCAAUCAUGUGAACAAUUCUCUCACAAAAUUGCUCUAACAAGAGUAAGAUGGCAUCCCAACUUGCCAAAAUUUCAUCGUCGCUACUUAUCAACACCAAUACUAAAUUUUGAGAAAUCAAACGAAAAGGUGACUGAAAAACAUGGAUUUGAAGCAGAAGACUUGCCACUUCUCUUGUACACAUGUUCUGAAACCAUUGAAAAAGAUAAGCCCACUUCAGCAAUAGUAUUGCCUGUUCAUGAUGGUGUCUCAACAUUAAUGUCUAAAACUCCAAUUCCCACUUUUCAUUUUCAACAAAUUUCUGAAAAGCAUGUACGCUAUAAGUUAUUCAAAAAAUCAGUACAUAAUAGCGAUAUUCUAUCGCUUAUUCGACGAAUUAAACGAACAAUAUGAAGAAGUCGACGAAGCCGGAAAAGUUCAUGCACAUCUCUGCAAUAAAAAUGGAACCAUUUAUCGUAUAUUGAAUGCCAAUAAUUGUACUCAGAAAGAUUUUGCAGAUGUUGAAAAUUCUUACAUAUUCUGUGUAUACUCUAGCCUAGGAUUUUUCUAUUUACUUUAAAUUACUGAAAUAUUUCUCAAUCA